AUGAAAUAUCCAGGGCUGCAUUUGAAAUUUCGCAGAAAAUGUGCUGGAAAUGACCCUCUAGGCUUGGGUCUAGGUUAUAGAAAUAAAGUGGUAGCCACUAGUGCCAACACCAAGGCUACGUCUUGUCCAUCAGCCACAGUUACCACUGAACCUAUCGAAAAACACGCUCAGCAGGGUUUACUUGUCGAUGGGGGAAGUAUUGUACCAUUGAACAAUGGGCCAGAGUUCACUGUUGAAGUUGCACCAAAGGCCAAGGGAAGGGGUCGCCAACGAACAAUUGUUCCCUCACUUGAGGGUACUGACGGCAACGACAAAGAGGAGCUACUGCCGACCAAUGCCGCUCCGAGGAAACGUGGCAGGAAGCCUGUCAAUGAGACUCAGUCAGAAGUUGAAGAUGCUCCAGUGAAACGAGCCAAAUCCGCAGCGCAAACCAUUGACGACCUCCCCGCAAAACCCAAAAAAGGCCGCCCUCGCAAACAACCUCAAGAGAUCACCCAACGCGCUCCACUACCUGACCGUUCAGGACGAAAUGUGCAUCCUGCUGUUCUGCCAACCCCUCGCCGGACCUCUAAGGAGGUUGCUGCUGAACGUGAAGCCCAGCGACAGGCACUUGAGGCGAAGAUUCGUGAGGGCGAACAAGCGAAACUCUUGUUUGCCCAAAUGAAUGUAGCCGAAGAGUACCUCGAUGAUGAAAUGAAGGUGGACAAUCCCCAGCGCCUCUCUGUAGCCCUUCGUAAAUGUGGACGUGAUGAUGUUGAUGCGACUGACGACGGGGAGCACUUCGACUUUGCUGCGGUCGACGAAGCCUCACCUACGGAAGCAGAAGAUUCUGAACCUGUUCAACAGCUGAAGGGGAAGAAGAGAGCCAAGAAAGCGCCAAAGGGAACGAUGCGGAAUGAGGUCGAGACGAUGAUGGAGGGAAUUCGUAGGGAAGAAGAUGUGGGUCGACAGGGAAAGGAGAAAGCUGCCGUUGUCUUUACUUCUCUUGACACUGCGCCCAAGACAUAUCAGAACUCUGGCCUACGGAAAAGCGUUCCAUCAAAGAAACUGUCAGAGCUCAUCGAUCCCCUCCAAAGCGGUGGCCUCAACGACGAGGAUGCAAAAGCAGCCCGGCCAUCCGAGUUUGAACCUCGUCGUGGCAAUGCCCCCGUCCCCCAGGCGACUGAUUUAAGCAGGAACUUCUAUGCUACUAGUGCCCAGGCGCCCGUAUACCCCAAAGACCUGCAACGCGACCAUACUCGCAAGAACAAGCUUGUCGUGCUCACGGAAAGCGAUGAUGAGAUCGAAAGAAAGGAUAAAAAGAUUUCGAAAAUUAAGCCUGAGAAGGUCAAGAAGGCAGAAAAGAAAUCCAAACCUUCCAAAUCGAUUGGAGAUUCUGCCACUAACCCAACGAACACAGAUGGCCGCCAAUUUCUCAACGACGGUCGCUGGGCAAAAGUUUUUAUCCCAACGAUUACUCACGCUUUCUACAACUCCCGAGAACCCUUUCUGGAAUGGACUCGUGAAUCACCUCUCUUCCUCGCCACCACACAACAGGUGUUCAAUCUCGUCUUCGACAAUGUUUCUUUUACCCUCACUUCCACUGACCCUGUUGUUCUCGCGGCGUACAGCAGAAUCAAGAGCCGAAGGUCAAAACUCGCCACCACUAUUCUCGAGACUGUCAAAAAGUUCUUUGAGCAAUCGGAGUUCACCAACCAACCACAGAAAAUCCGCGAAUACGUGCGCUGGGCGCUGAGACCUGAUGGGCCGGCUUACUACGAAGUUCCGACCCCACAAUCAUCAAAGUUGGAUCGACGCCAUCCGGAUUACCAGGCUCCGGAAGGAUUUCUUCAAUCAUCAUUCUUAAGGUCAACAAUCAAGCAGUACAUCGGGUACACCACGAGCUCAGUCCUCCAUCCAGCCCUCAGUGCGACAGCCCCACCAAAAGGUCUCUAUGCUCUCAGUCUCACUGCGGUCGAGCGUGCAUUUGUUGCGUUCCGAAAUGGGACUUUUCUACAGCCUUCGCAAUUUAGUCAUGAACAAAGUUGGCAAGCGAUGAAGGCGUUCUUCGGCCAUGUUCAUCGUCUGAGCGAGCGGCGCUGGGGUCUCAUCCUCGAUGUCAACGACGUCGAAGAAAGUGACGAGGAUGUUUGCAUUGAUCAGUCCAUGAUCUCGGCCUACCGUGCUGACUUCUACAUUCCUUCGAGCCCAUUGAAAGCCUAA
Messenger RNA from Laccaria bicolor S238N-H82, 2202 nucleotides. RefSeq lists its product as uncharacterized. The record is from RefSeq and is a predicted model, not a curated record. Bases 1 to 2202 code for a protein of 733 amino acids. The transcript has 12 exons. Lineage: Eukaryota; Fungi; Basidiomycota; Agaricomycetes; Agaricales; Hydnangiaceae.